Molecule: messenger RNA, 2401 nt
Organism: Drosophila sechellia
Lineage: Eukaryota; Metazoa; Arthropoda; Insecta; Diptera; Drosophilidae
Gene: igl
Product: IQ calmodulin-binding domain containing protein igloo
Exons: 3
Coding region: 389-1111 (240 amino acids)
Molecular function (GO): calmodulin binding
Source: RefSeq, a predicted model, not a curated record
AGUUGCGCUGCGAGUCUGCCAUUCAGCUGGUUUCCGCUUCCGGUUCCGUGCGAGGUCUUUGGCUAGUGAAUUGUGGUUGUGCACCUUUUUCUAACGACUUUUGUAAACACCAAAGUUUUUUGAACAAAAAGAUAACCAAGGCACAACGUAUUUUUGUAAAAAUUUAAUGCAAAAAAGGUUUCGGCUUGCGAAAGUCAAAGUGCAAAUUGGCCCAGAAACAACAAGUAUCGUUUAUAAACUAGUUUCCAGUUCGAAUGUGUGUGUGGGUGUGUAGUAUAGUGUGUGUGUGCAAUUGAUUAAACAACACAAGGGUAACCUAGGCCAACUGGAAGCAUAGAGACUCCACCAAAAGCCGCGGACUAAAUUCUCAAAGCCUCGAUCCAGUAAGAUGGGCUGCAACACCAGCCAGGAGCUAAAGACGAAGGAUGGCGCCGCCAUGGAUGCGGUCAGCAACGGCGAACCGGAGCCCAGUGCUCCUCCCUUGGAGGGCGAGUCAUCCAAGUCAUCCGCUAGCAAUCAUACGAAUCACGCCAAAUCCAGUUCAAUUAUCUCCAACGGCGAGGCGAAGGCGGCCAACGGGGGCGGCGCAGUUGGCGGUGGGAGUGGCAAGUCGGAAGCAACAAAUGGCAUUGAUCGUCCCUGCGACAAGGCGGCAAUCACGGAGUUCAAUGACGACGAGGACGAAGCAAAAGCCGCAACAAAAAUCCAAGCCGUCUUUCGAGGCCACAAAGUGAGAGAAACCAUGAAAAAAUCGGAAACCAAAACUGCGACCAACAACGGCAGUGCCGCCGAAGCAGCUCCAUCGGCAGCAGCCGCCGAGGCAGCCGCAUCCGCAGAGCCAACCAAAGCCGAGCUAGAGGCUGAAUUCGAUCCCAACGACAAGGAUCUGUGCCAUGCUGCAUUGAAGAUUCAGUCCACUUUCCGUGGUCAUUUGGCACGCAAGCUGGUGAACAAGGAUGCGCCCGAGGACGAGGACAUCCAGGAGAUAACCAAGAAGGUGGCCGAGGAGUUGGACAUAGAUUUAACCGAUCCCGAGCUUAACAAGGCUGCUACCAAAAUUCAGGCCUCGUUCCGGGGCCACAAGACCCGCAAGGAUGCCAAUCCCGAGUAAGGAGCUCACCAGUUGAAUUUUCAUUGCCCUCGGUGGGCUAGUCACAGAUGAUGAAGCUAACUUAAUGCUUACGCAAGUGAAUAAAAUUAUUGGUAAAUUGUAAAUGUGUAAAAGGCCAAUCGAGAUGAGGGCACACAAUUGUAAACUUUUUAGUGAAUAUGUUUUAGCCGGCAUGGCGAACCCAAAUGAUUCUCAUAAUUAUUAAAUAAAUUAAGUCGAGGGCAAAGUUACAUUUAGUUUGCAAAGCUUUAAUAAAUGAAUAGUCAAAUCACAUUUUGCGAAUGAUGAUUCGGAGUUAUGCGACAUUUACAGAUACAUUUUUGCGGCUUUUCUUGUUCUAUUACUAACCUUUAGAGUCGUAAAUUGGUAAAUUGGUAUUAGUUAAUAUUUAAUUAAAUUACAUUUCGUUUUCGGACUUUGCUAUUAAACCCAAGACCGUAACUAAACCAAAAAUAAAGUGAACUAACGUUAAAUUGUCAAAGAAAAACCUAAUGUUACAAAAUAAUAAAUAAAAGGCACGAUGUUCCAUAAACUUUAUUGUAGGGAAAUGAGAAACCAAAAAAGACAAGGAAACUGCUGAACAAAUUUUUGGGAAAUCAUUUCCAUUUUGUCUGGCCAAUGCCAAAAGUAAAAAAUUAAUUGUACCUACAAGCGUAUGAAUAUGAAUUAGAAACCAAAGAAACUCAAUGUUGUUUCAAAUUAAGGCAAAUUAGGGGUAUCCAAGCAACAUGAUGCAGCUUCGAGUCGUCAACUCAACAAUUUUUCGGCCCUCGGGCUCUAUAUUAACUGAAAAGUCAAUGAACAUGAAGAUAACUAAUCUGGUGGCACAAUUUUCGUUUUUCUACCAAGUGUAUUACAAUAUUUGUCUACUUAACAAUUGAUCCUCGAGUGGGAAACUGAAAUACACACAUAUAUAUAUACCUAUACAGAUGCAAAGACAGGUAUUAGACCGAGUUGAAUUGGAAAAUAUUUUUUUUCGGCCACAGCUGAGAAAAUUGUUACCAUGUGGCAACGGAAGCCAAUAAUGAAAUAUUUAAAAUUCAAAUCAAUUAACUACAAAAAAUUAAUAACAAGCUAAUGAACAUAAUUGAAAUUAUAUUAGAGAUCAAAGUCAAAUUCAAAUAAAUUGCAUAAAAUUAUUACAUUUAAAAAGCAAAUGGGAAAACCAAUUCUAUGUGGAUAAAUGAAAAGAAAAAACCAGAAUAUGAAAGCAAACCAUAUACAAGCCGAACAAACAAAGAAUGUCCCAACUAAAUUUUAAUUGAGUAAUAAAAAUAAAUACAAUAAAGA